This is a messenger RNA of Scheffersomyces coipomensis, 1143 nucleotides long. RefSeq lists its product as uncharacterized. The transcript has a single exon. Bases 281 to 934 code for a protein of 217 amino acids. NCBI's taxonomy places the organism in Eukaryota, Fungi, Ascomycota, Pichiomycetes, Serinales, Debaryomycetaceae. The record is from RefSeq and is a predicted model, not a curated record.
UUUCCUUCUCUUUCUCUUUUUUUUCAUUCUAUACAUCUUUUUUUUUUCUCUCUUUAUUUUUUUUUUAGUUAAGCAAUAUCUUCUUUAUAGGAGUUUUUUCACUAUUAAAAUUAUUUAUCAACCAUAACAAUAAUAGUAACGAGUUUUACAUAUAUUUAAAUUGUAUUAUACUUUUAUAACCAUCGAAAUAUAAUCACAUCCACCUUUAUUCAACUUAAGUUAAGAACCCAUUUACUUGCUGUUUCUUAAAAGUUUUUCCCACCAUAUAAACUACGACAAGAUGAAUUUUGCAUCAAAGAGAAAAAGAGAUGAAGUUGAACCUGAUACUAAAAAGAUUAAAAAUUUCAUAAAUGAACAAGAUAAACAAGAAUAUACUACUUCAAAUGAAUGGCCUAUUUAUUCUCAUCCUGAAGGUGGAAUUGUAAAAAUCACUCCUUGGGGUUCUUUAAGACAAUUUGAACAUCCUGUAACUGGUGAACAAAUUACAAAAUUUGAAGAUGUUUCAUUUGGAGAUAUUUCAUUUAAUUCAAUCAAUAGUAAUGAUAUUUAUGAUACUUUACCUUCAACUCCUCAAUCUUUAUAUAAUCAACAAAUUCAACAACAACAAAAUCAAAAUCAAAAUCAAAGAAAUUAUUCAUCCCCCAGUAAUCAACAACAACAUAGUAGUACUCAAUUAAGAUUAAGUCCAAGUGAUGAAGUAGAAUCAUAUGUUGUAGAUGGAUAUCAUCAAAUAACUCCACCUCCGCCAUCUAUGCAAGAAAUUCAACAACAUAAUGACCAAAACCAACCACAACAAUCAUCAUCAUCAUUACAACCUCAAUUUGAACAAGAACAAGAGAAUUAUUUCGGAAUGAUGGAUCAACAAAAGGAAGAAUAUGAAUAUAAUGAUGAAUUAGUGCGUCAUUAUAGUGGAGAUGAAGAUGUAAUGAUGUGAAAAUGGUUCAUAUCUAUACUAUCUACACAAUUCAAUUCUUCAUGUUAUUUAUUUAUUCAAAAGUCAAAAUAAAUCUAUUUUGAAAAUAGGUUUAACGGUGAUUAAGUAUUUUGUUCAAGUUUACGUUUACGUUUACGUUUAUUACUUUAGUUUAGUUUAUUACUUUUACAAUUCUGUAUAUUAGUGUGUCAUUAGAAGAAGUUUACGAU